This is a messenger RNA of Arabis nemorensis, 552 nucleotides long. The record is from the annotation of a GenBank genome assembly. NCBI's taxonomy places the organism in Eukaryota, Viridiplantae, Streptophyta, Magnoliopsida, Brassicales, Brassicaceae.
AUGGGAGCUUUUGCAUCGAGGUUUUGGUUUAUGAUGUUUCCUGCAAAAGAGUAUAAGAUCAUUGUUGUUGGUUUAGAUAACGCUGGUAAAACGACGACGCUUUAUAAGCUUCAUUUGGGUGAAGUUGUUACUACUCAUCCUACUGUUGGUAGCAAUGUCGAAGAGCUUGUUUAUAAAAAUAUCCGCUUCGAGGUCUGGGAUCUUGGUGGGCAAGAUAGGCUGAGAACAUCAUGGGCAACAUACUAUAGAGGAACGAAUGCUGUAAUCGUGGUUAUCGAUAGCACAGACAGAGCAAGAAUAUCUUUAAUGAAAGAUGAGCUCUUCAGAUUACUCGGACACGAGGACCUUCAGAACUCGGUCAUACUUGUGUUUGCAAACAAACAAGACCUGAAAGACGCUAUGAGCCCUGUUGAAAUCACGGACGCACUUAACCUUCACAGUAUCAAGAACCAUGAUUGGCAUAUUCAAGCAAGCUGUGCAGUCAGUGGAGAAGGAUUGCAUGAUGGGCUUGGUUGGAUUGCGCAAAAAGUUAGUGAUAAAGCUCCAAGUUAA